Messenger RNA from Phyllostomus discolor (pale spear-nosed bat), 2665 nucleotides. RefSeq names its product protein phosphatase 2 phosphatase activator (gene PTPA). Gene Ontology annotation, biological process: mitotic spindle organization. The transcript has 10 exons. Lineage: Eukaryota; Metazoa; Chordata; Mammalia; Chiroptera; Phyllostomidae. Bases 268 to 1239 code for a protein of 323 amino acids. The record is from RefSeq and is a predicted model, not a curated record. Gene Ontology annotation, cellular component: protein phosphatase type 2A complex; nucleus; cytoplasm. Gene Ontology annotation, molecular function: protein tyrosine phosphatase activator activity; peptidyl-prolyl cis-trans isomerase activity.
GCCCGGGCGCCCCGCACCAACAUGGCCGCGGCCUCCCAGUGAGCGCUGCCGCGGCGAGCGGGCCGUUGCUGGGCAUGCGCUCUGCGUGCCCCGCACAGACAUGGCGGCCGUCUCCAGUGGGGUGACUUUAAUUCUUGGUUUUCGGUUAUAGCCGGCCGGUGCUCAUUUCCUUUUAGAAAGCUCUGAGCGCGGGGAAAGGAAGGGUGGGUGCGGCAGUGGAAGGUGAGGGGCCUGCAGGCGUCAGGACGCGCUCCUGGAGGGAGGAAGAUGGCUGAGGGCGAGCGGCAGGCGCCGCCAGAUUCUUCGGAGGAUGCCCCUGCAGCCACCCAGAACUUCAUCAUUCCGAAAAAAGAGAUCCACACGGUCCCAGACAUGGGCAAAUGGAAGCGCUCUCAGGCAUAUGCUGACUACAUCGGAUUCAUCCUCACCCUCAACGAAGGCGUGAAGGGGAAGAAGCUGACGCUGGAGUACAAAGUCUCUGAGGCCAUCGAGAAGCUGGUCGCCCUUCUCAACACGCUGGACAGGUGGAUUGACGAGACUCCUCCAGUGGACCAGCCGUCUCGCUUCGGGAACAAGGCCUACAGGACCUGGUACGCCAGGCUCGACCAGGAAGCAGAAAACUUGGUGGCCGCAGUGGUCCCCACCCAUCUGGCAGCUGCUGUGCCUGAGGUGGCUGUUUACCUAAAGGAGUCAGUGGGGAACUCUACACGCAUCGACUACGGCACAGGACACGAAGCAGCCUUCGCUGCCUUCCUCUGCUGUCUCUGCAAGAUCGGGGUGCUCCGGGUGGACGACCAGAUAGCUAUCGUCUUCAAGGUGUUCAAUCGGUACCUUGAGGUGAUGCGGAAACUUCAGAAGACAUACAGGAUGGAGCCCGCAGGCAGCCAGGGAGUGUGGGGCCUGGACGACUUCCAGUUUCUGCCCUUCAUCUGGGGCAGCUCGCAGCUCAUAGAUCACCCGUAUCUGGAGCCCAGGCACUUCGUGGACGAGAAGGCGGUGAACGAGAACCACAAGGACUACAUGUUCCUGGAGUGCAUCCUGUUCAUCACGGAGAUGAAGACGGGCCCCUUUGCAGAGCACUCCAACCAGCUGUGGAACAUCAGUGCAGUCCCCACCUGGUCCAAAGUGAACCAGGGUCUCAUCCGCAUGUACAAGGCCGAGUGCCUGGAGAAGUUCCCCGUGAUCCAGCACUUCAAGUUCGGGAGCCUGCUGCCCAUCCAGCCCGUCUCCCUGUGCUAGGGGGGCUGAGCGGCCCGUGCCACCCCGGCCGCAGUUCCUGUGCCUGCCCUUCCUGACCCCAGCCGUGGCCCCCCCCCCGCCCCCUCCCUCUGUUCUUUCUGUUCAAUGAGAGGCUGUUUACUGGGGUGGGUGGUGAGUGCGGGGUCAGGAGAGGCUCAGGGCACAUGGCCGAAGGACCUGAGUGGGGAGAAGUGACCAAAGUGCGGCCGGUUGGCGGACUUCUGCCGUGGUGGGUGGUGGAGAAGAGAGGGGCCAGGACAGGGUCCUCGGGCCCUGCCCCGCUCCUGGCUCUCCCCCCCCCGCCCCCGCCUGGCCAGUCCCGUCCCGAGACCUGGGCUGCCGAGCACCACUGUGGGGAGGGGAGGCGUUUGGCCGAUUCUGUUGCUUUCUCAGGGGUGGGUCAGUGGACGGGUGGGUCAGUUUCCCAGCCGCGUCUGGGUGGGUGUCUGGGGGCGGAAGGCUGAGGGGGCGGCCAGCCUGGGGUGGGGCAGGCUGGGAGAGGCGCUGGCUGUCCGGUGACCCUCCCAGCUCCUCCUCACGGCUGCCCCUGGGCCUUGGAGCGCUGUGUUCGGUGCCUCCUCCUCCUGGCUUUUCUGUUCUCUGGGCCUUGGCUUCUCGGGUCUUCUGCCACGGCCACACCUGUCCCCACCCCAGAGUAGCUUCUGGAAGCUGCCCUUCCAAAGCUGUCUCUGGCCGGGAGCAGGUGGCAGAGCCUGGACAGGGCUCGGGGCCCGUUGUGGUUGGGGACAGCCUGGGUUCCCCUCGGUACACUCUGGUGGCCACCUCUGUCUCCUCACUGCUGCUUUCCCAAGGCUCUGAGCCCCGCCUCCCCGCCCGCCCAGGCACCGGGUCCAGAAAGCCCACCCCCUCGUCCUCCUGCCUCCCUGAGCUCACCUGCUGGCUGCCAGGGUGGGGUGGGGGUGGCCGCCCAGGCUUGGGCUCUGGCUGAGGACGGGCAGGACCACCCGGGAGCGAGGGGCUACUGGUAGCAGCACGCCAGUGCCAGAGUUUUCCUCCAGGGCCGCUCCUGGGCCUGGCCCCUGCACACCGUCCCCUCCCCACGCCCAGGCCUGCCGCUCUCCGCCAGCCACUCCUUCCGUCUGGGUCCACAUCCCCCCCCCCCCCCCCCCCCGGACAGGUGCGCCACAGGAAGCACACCUUUCUCGGGCGCAGUUGAGCCCCGAGAGGCACAGUUCAGGGGCUUAACCCUUGGACCUGGGCUGACGUCCUGGGCCGAGGCUGGGACAGCAGUCUCGAGGGUCCGAGAGAGAGUUUUCCGAGCAGAGGCUCCGUCAGGGCCCAGACCACCGCCUUCCCGGCCCCCCCGCUCCGCCCCUCCCCUCCCUCCCGUGCCUUUGCAGGCCCCGCUCAGCCCCUCUGCGCCUUCGUUGCUGUUUGGAUUAAAGCCUCUGUUUUGCACCUGUCA